Messenger RNA from Cuculus canorus (common cuckoo), 6109 nucleotides. It is a transcript of the gene FASTKD1, whose product is annotated as FAST kinase domains 1. Lineage: Eukaryota; Metazoa; Chordata; Aves; Cuculiformes; Cuculidae. Gene Ontology annotation, cellular component: ribonucleoprotein granule; mitochondrial matrix. The coding region runs from base 1208 to 3703 and encodes 831 amino acids. Gene Ontology annotation, biological process: regulation of mitochondrial mRNA stability; mitochondrial RNA processing. Gene Ontology annotation, molecular function: RNA binding. The record is from RefSeq and is a predicted model, not a curated record. The transcript is spliced from 15 exons.
ACAUUAAUUGAUUUCCUCCAAAUGUACUUGACAAGUCAAAAGUCAAAAGUUCAGCAAAGUUCUUCGUCUCAGGCCGUGUUCUGCAGGCACCGGGAGGUCUCACAAGUUGCGAAGAUGACACUGAUUCCUUUCUUUUCUCCUUUAAAAGAGCAGAGUGCUGGACUUUGCCAUUUCAGCAGCUCUCACUGAAGUCAGCACUGGCACACACUUUACACCUGUGCGGGCACGGCUCUGCGCUGCAGGAGAGGGGCCCUGCUUGCCACUGCCCCGCAGAUCAGGGAAUCAGAGAAUCACAGAACAGGUUGGGUUUAAGCGUGUAGCCAGGCAGGAGGCUCCAGGAACAUAUCAGAUCUCUUUCAGUAUGCCAAUCCAUUCCUUCUUUUGUCAUCAUACCUACAUGUAACAAAAUAAGGGCAGAACACAGCUUCUUAAAAUUUGAGUUUGAUGCUUCAUCACAUGUACAUGGAAAGGACAGUCCACAUGUUGCAAAGGCCUGUAGCAACCAUGUGCAGAAGGAUGCCACAAAAGGCUGCUUUUAGAAUCAUAGAAUGAUUUGGUUUGGAAGGGACCUUAAAGAUCAUCCAGUUCCAACGCCUCUGCCAUGGGCAGAGAUACCUCUCACCAGCCCAGGCUGCCCAAGGCCCCAUCCAGCCCGACCUUGAACACCUCCAGGGAUGCGGCAGCCACAGCUUCCCUGGCCAGCCUGUGCCAGUGCCUCACCACCCUCAUAGUGAAGAAUUUCUUUUUAAUGUCUAAUCUAAAUCUGCCCCUUCCAAUUUAAAGCCAUUGCCCCACGUCCUGUCACUACAGGCCUUUGUAAACAGUCCCUUCCCAGCUUUCCUGUAGCCCCUUCAGGUCCUGGAAGGUCGCUAUACGGUCUCCUCGGAGCCUUCUCUUCUCCAGGCUGAACAACCCCAACUCUCUCGGCCCGUCCUCAUACGGGAGGUGCUCCAGCCCUCCGAUCAUCCUCGUAGCCUCCUCUGGACCCGUUCCAACAGCUCCAUAUCCUUCUUAUGUCGAGGAUUCCAGAACAGGACACAAUACUCCAGGUCCCUCAGAUUUGAAUUCUUCUUAAUGUGGUGACCAUACAGGGUGAAAGAAAAAACAUCUUCUGUUUUUCAAUUCGUUCUUUACAGCAUCGUGGUUUACUGUGAAAAGUGAAAGUGAAUCUUUCUGGACACUAAAGGCAGCUGGUAGGCAGAGCAAAAUGCUUUGUUUGAGGCAAGUUUGCUUGUUUACCGUGAGGCGUUACCAAGCUCGGACUCUGAGUAGUGAUCUGCUUUUGAACCAGAUAAGUAACUGCACCCAUGAAGAUGAAGUGUUCAGCCUUGUUGGAAGGAACAAGGCCAGGCUUUCUGAAAAACAUGUGGGAAUUGCAUUGAACAUGCUGUGGCAGUUGCAAAAGAAGAGGCCGCAUCUCUCACGGACUAAUGACUAUAUAAGAAAUCACUCCCAGUUUCUUACCCUUUGCAUUUUAGCAGAAAACAAGGUGGAACACAUGGAAGAUGAGGCCAUAGUGGAUGUCCUAUAUAGUAUUCUGAGGCUCAGUGUUGGAGACCACAAUUCUCUAGAAGAAGUUCUUGUUACAGAAGCAUGGAAAAGAUUAGAAAGGCUUAGUUUGCCAGCUCUGUCUAAAUUUGCACUGUGUUUAUACAAGCAGCGCAGACAUUUCAGUCCUGUUAUUGGCAAAGUAGCUCAUAUUGUGGACAUGAAACUGGAUUACAUACAGGAUAUAAGGGUCUUGUCAGUUUUGAUGAUCAGCAUAUCUGAUGUUAUCUCACAGAGUUUUCGAGAUCGGUUACUACACAAGGCUGGACAGCUCUUGGAAGAGGAGAAUGAGCUCCACUUCAACUAUGCCAAAAGAAUACUCCAGUUUCUUCAAAAUGUUAAACUGAGAUAUCAUCCAUUGCUAGAAAAAUGCAACAAGAUAUUCCUUAGAAGCACCUCCCAUCUCGAUAUACACAGUAUUAAUCUUAUUUUUGGACUGUAUGAGCAGCUGGGUUUUGACAGUGCUGAAUUCCGCUUGGUUGCUAAACAGCUUCUGUCUGAAACUGUAGAUGAUUAUAAUGAUCCUGAAACCUUUGCAAAAUUAUUUUGUGCUCUCGGGCCUAUGGUGGGAUCCAAGGCAAGAGACAGGUUGCUGGUAACUGCAGUACGCAUGGCAGAAGAAUUUAGCAGCCACCAAGUAUUGGUAAUACUGAAGACAAUGCAGAAAAUGAAAUGCAGACAUUCUCGUCUACUCAAAAAAAUGGCUUCUGUUCUGCACAAACAUUUGGACAGCUAUCAUGUAUUGCAGUUGGUAAAGUUAGCACAGUACUUGGUGAUGUUGCGUUGCCAGGAUCUGGAGCUGUUUGCCAAACUAACGACGUUACUAUUUGGUUUUUUAAAAUCUAGUGUCACACCUGCUGAUACUGCUGCAAUAAUUCGUGCUCUGGCCACGCUUCCUUCUGUUCAAGUGGACAAAAUCAUUAUAAACAAAGCAGCAGCAGUCCUGCCUCAAUGCAGGCUCCAUCAUUUGAAUUGCAUUGCUACAGCUCUUGUCAAAUGGAAUCAUUAUGACCAGUUGCACUGGCAAAACAGUUCUGAGCUAUGUGUAAAGCUUCUGCAAAAGCUAAAUGACUGUGGAUUUCAGAGGCUUCAGAAAGCCAACAACUUAGAUCUUCUGUUGGAAGAACUUAGCCAUGUGAAUGCAGACUGGUUUGAGGAAGUCCUCAGUGAGGAAACUGUGGCCAUGUGUCAGCGCUUGAUAGACCAAAUAACAUGGGCAAAUGUAUUGCAGUUGUCUAUUUUUCUCAUGAAAACAAACCUCCGUUGUCCUUCAUUACUUGAUAGAAUAGCUGCUGUGACUGUGGAAAACAUAGACAAGAUCCACCCCUUUGAAAUCUAUUUUAUUCUUGUCCUUUUCUCUGCUCUGAAUUAUGACCCUCCUGCCAAUGAAGAGUUAUUUGAAACUUGUAUCCAACAUCUUACUUCAAACUUGAGUUGUUUUGAAACUCACCACUUGGUGCUGCUUGGUCAUGUUUUGGCAGUGGCUGGGUAUUUUCCUCCAGUUCUGAUAAUGAGGAUAUUUAAUGUUUCCUUCCUAAGCAAACUGGAUUCUCAACUUGAAGUCCUGCCUGAUAGCCUAAAACAGAGGGUCUGCUUGCACCUCAUGAAGCUGAACAGAGCAGUCUGUCUGGAAUGCCCAGAGUUUCGCAUCCCUUGGUUUCACGAGCACUACUGCCAACGUGUCUUUCGCAACAGCAGGAGCCGAAUAAAUCCCCUGCGACAGCAUAUUCACAGAAUGCUGACAGAGAUCUUAGGAGGGAGCAAUUAUGCAAGAAUGUCUGUUCUCACGCCAUACUACUAUGAAAUAGAUUUUGAGUGCAUUCUGGACGAAAAUAAAAACCCCCGUUCCUAUAUGGCUCAGAAUAUACCUUUGGAUGAUGUGAAGGGAAUACACUUGAGCCAUGAUGUCAAGGAUGAAGGAAGAAAGGCUCUGCCACCAGGAGCUCAGAGAAUUGCUUUAGAAUUUCUUGAUUCAAAAGCUUUUAGCAAAGAUUCACGUCAUCUGAAAGGAGAAACUGCAGUGAAAAAACGACACCUGGAAGUGCUGGGGUACCGGGUAGUUCAGAUUCCCCACUUUGAAUGGAAUUCUAUGGUUCUGUCAACAAAAGGCGAACGGGUAGAAUAUCUGAGAAGGCAUCUAUAUGGAAUACAGUGAUGACAGGCAUGAAGCCAAAAGUUCUUUUUAUACACUUUAUGUACCAUUAAACGUCUUGUGAUCCUGGAAUACUUAGUUUCAAAAAUCUCUUUAUCUGUGAAUCUGCUGGACCAAGGCUUGGCAGGUAUCAAGAGAUCUAAUACCCAGUUUAUUGAGGAUUGCAAAAGCUAGGUCACGAUGGGCCAUGAAGAUGUGAUAAGGAUGCUAAAAAUCUCCCAGUAUCUGGAAGCUGUUCUUUAAGUACAUGAAUCUGUGACAGUUUUUGCCAUAAAAAUAUAUUAUUAUCUCCAAAAUAAAUAGCGCAGAGGCUUAGCCAGCCAUAAAAGUACCCAAAGAAAAAGUUGGAAAUACUCUUGCUGUGAGAGUGGAGGCAGCAAAUCUCUGGAAACCGUCUGUCCUCCAGCAUGUGACAGAAUGAGCAACAGGGAUCAAACAGUAUCUGUACUGUGAAACCAAGAAACUGAAACGCAGAUUUACUAAGAAUAGGACUGCUAUUGCAGCCAGUCUGUUUCCAUCUUCCAGAACAGAGGUACUGUGGGUGAUUGUGUCGGGGGAGGGUGUUGUGUGGUGAAGAACCUCCAGCUGCUUCUCCAAUCCUGUGCCGUGGCAUGUGCUGACGAAGUAUGGCUUGAGCCUUCUGGAACACCUUCACAUACGUAACAAGAUAGACAUGUUCUAGAAGUCUGGCAGCCACCCAGACCCUGGAGGCACCUGUACUCCAGUUAAAUGCUACUUGGAAGGGAUACCUGAAAGAUUUAUACAAGGUAAGGAGAAAAUAAUGCUUCUGUCAGACGCAGGCACUUGGAUAAUUCAUGAAAAUUAUUAUUAUGGCUUUAUGCAUUGGACUAGCUUUUGCUAAUAGAAAUAAACCAAAAUUAGACAAACCAUGUGACCUGCCUACUCUCUAAAUAAGACAGUGUACCAAAGAGCAAAAUUAGGCUGAAAAUCGAAGCAAGAAUUGAGACCAAGAAAAGUCUUCAGAAAGUGGCACCCACCUUGGUUACUGGUAGUUAAAAACAUUGCUGUUUGAUUCAACAUGUUUCAAAACCAUCUGCCAGUUACCAGGCUUCCUGUGAUCAUGCUCAGCCAGUGUUUGUGUCAGCAGGUGUAAGAUAUGGAGAUAUAGACGGAAACAGGAGAAUGUUCAUUGGGGAGAGUAACUGUAGAGUGGUCAGACUCCUGCAGACCAGCUUGCUUCCAGAGGCAGCCACGUUGUGACCACAGCUGCUGUUACCUCGUGACGACUCCUAGCUGUGCCCGUCUCUCAAACAUGCACAGUAUGUUUUCUUGCCCUUUUUAGUAGAAGCAACAGACUUUUUUGAAACCGGGCAGAGGUUAAGCGACUGCAGUUCUGAACUGAUCAUUAUACACCUGUCUGACAUCUUGUUUUUUUCGCUACAUUUUUAUUGACUGAAUACAAAUCAGGACACUAAUGCAAAACAAGGAAAAGCCGACAGAAGUAUUCUAAGCUGGCAGGUGCUUUCCUUCUGAGGCAGCCCUCAUGUUUCUGGGAUGACUGAAAAAAAUGGUAGAUGGUUGUCUGCUUAUAGUAUCAAAUGGACAAGGGCCCCAAGACUUAGAAAAGACACAGCACAUAGGUAGAAAGACCAUAGGUGCAUUGUAUUUUGUGUAACAUGAAGAAGAUAAUCAUAGUUUAGGAUCUCAGAAGGUGGGCCAGAUGGCCUUGGAGUAGCAACCGUGGAGUGUAAGAAAGGUGGCAGUGACUUUAGCUGAAGUGACCAGUCAUGGGUGGUCACGUGUUCAAGCUGAACCCUGCUUUCCAGGUGUCCAGUAGGCACUCUGUGCCCAGCCAGGUAUCUUCAAGUUAUGUAUGGAUAAAGUUAUGAGUAUUCACAACGGGAAGAGGAUUAAAACUUACUAUAAGUGGAUUCAGAACGGGCAUCAAAGAAAAGCAAAACUGAAGAGUAUUUCAGUAAAAUAUGCUGCUUUUGAUCCUUUGAAGACAUUCUAUCUAAAUUAAUUCAGCAAGUGUUAGAGCAGAUGGGCUGGUGUAAAGCAGUGAUUUAACUGGAGCCAAUGAAAAGAUACGAAGAACAGCUGAACAUUUGGAUACUAGAAGGGAAAACAGAAAAGAUGGCCCACACAUUAAUAAUACUGGUGUACAAUAACAUUCUAAGUGAGCUGUGAUGGCUGGGUCUCUGCCAGAUGUUUACCUCCAUCUCCUAGGAAGGCAACACAACGAGUCAUUUGCGAGUUGGAAUUCCUACUCUGUCUGGUAUGGUGGGCUGCUUCUCCAGUUUUCCUGCUACAUCAGUUGCAGUUAGAUUUAGAUUUAUGGCACCCUCUUGAUUCAGUGGAGAAAUCCUUUGAAAAGCUAUUCUAUAACAAAGGUGGGCAUACUCUGCUUUAAGAGAACUGAGCGCUCUGUUUUGGGCAAAAGCUAUA